AUGGACAAUUGGGAGCUCUCCGAUCUCUCAAAGGGCCGUCAUGAUGCUGAUACGAAGAAAGCGGUAACCACAGUCAGUAACGUUCCCGAGAAGUACAGAGGGCCCAUUCGAGACAAUCACGACAUGUCAGCGCCUGGCAAGACCCAGGUUCUUCGACGUAACUUCAAGAAGGUAGGCAUGAUUGCGUUUGCCAACAGUGUUAUGGUAGUCUGGGAGACCUUGCUUGUGGUCAGUGGACUUGGUCUAUGA
Messenger RNA from Recurvomyces mirabilis, 249 nucleotides. RefSeq lists its product as uncharacterized. NCBI's taxonomy places the organism in Eukaryota, Fungi, Ascomycota, Dothideomycetes, Mycosphaerellales, Teratosphaeriaceae. Bases 1 to 249 code for a protein of 82 amino acids. The record is from RefSeq and is a predicted model, not a curated record. The transcript has a single exon.